Messenger RNA from Punica granatum (pomegranate), 3306 nucleotides. NCBI's taxonomy places the organism in Eukaryota, Viridiplantae, Streptophyta, Magnoliopsida, Myrtales, Lythraceae. The record is from RefSeq and is a predicted model, not a curated record.
UUUGCUGUAUCAAUCAAAGCUCACCUCAAUUAUUACUUUAUGUGCUACUGAUGUGUUAGGCAGAAGAGAAUCUCUCUCUCUCCCUGUAUGCAUGUCUUUUAUUAUCCACACUAACUAUACAUCCUCCCCACCUCUCUCUCCCUCUCUCUGUCCCUGCAACUCUUCUUCUCCUUCAUCCUAACAUUCUCCAUAUUUUCACCAUGUCCAAGCUCGUAGUCGAAGUUCUCAAUGCGAGCGAGCUGAUGUCGAAGGAUGGACAAGGCUCAGCAAACCCUUAUGUGGAAGUGGAAUUUGAUGGCCAAAUCCAGAGAACACAAACUAAGCCCAAAGACCUUAAUCCCCAGUGGAACGAGAAGCUUGUCUUCAACUUCGGCAAUCCAGUAGAGCUCCAGAACAAGACCAUUGAUGUUGUUGUUGUACACGAUACACAGGGCGGCGGCCACCAUAAGAACUUCCUCGGUCGAGUCCGAAUCUCCAGCUUCAUGGUUCCGUUCUCCGAGUCGGAGGCAUUAGUCCAAAGAUACCCGCUUGAGAAGAGAGGCUUCUUCUCUCACAUUAGUGGUGAUUUGGCCCUUAGAGCCUAUGCCGUAACCAGUGGCAACUUCUACAACCUCCCGCCACAAGAUAGCCUCCCGACACAAGAUGUCCCCGCUAAAAUGCCGGAGACGCCCCCGAAGCAGGUUGGUUUCAAUGAGAAGAAAAAGACGAAGAAGGAAAAGGAAGUGAGGACCUUCCACUCCAUCGGAACAGCUGCCCCAGGGCCGGCGCUCAGGGCCCACCACGAGUUCAGGGAGAGGCCGGAAAAUGUGGAAGUCCGGGCAGAUUUUGCCCAGGCAGGCCCACCUCAGUCUAUGAUGAUGCGAAUGCGUGGACCUGGGCAGAAUCCGGAGUUUGGAUUGGUCGAAACUAGACCGCCUGUGGCUGCUCGGACGAGAUACCGUGGAGGGGAUAAGACCGCGAGCACAUAUGAUCUCGUGGAGAGGAUGUUCUAUCUCUAUGUGAGUGUUGUCAAGGCCAAGGAUCUGCCCGCGAUGGACGUGUCGGGGAGCCUCGACCCUUACGUGGAGGUGAAGUUAGGUAACUACAAAGGAGUAACGAAGCACUUGGAGAAGAACCAGAACCCCAAAUGGAAUCAGAUCUUUGCAUUCUCUAAGGAGAGGCUGCAGUCGAACUUCCUGGAAGUUACAGUCAAGGACAAGGACCUGGGGAAGGAUGACUUCGUCGGGAGGUACGUUUUCGACAUCAACGAGGUCCCGACCCGGGUGCCGCCCGAUAGCCCUCUGGCACCUCAGUGGUACAAGCUGGAGAGCAAGAGGGGGGAGAAGAACAGGGGAGAGAUAAUGCUCGCGAUUUGGAUCGGAACCCAGGCCGAUGAGGCAUUCCCAGAGGCUUGGCACUCAGAUGCUCACAACUUAAGCCACCAAAACCUAUCAAACACGAGAUCAAAGGUCUAUUUCUCCCCUAAGUUGUACUACCUUCGGGUCCAAGUAAUUCAGGCCCAGGAUCUAGUCCCUUCGGACAGGACCCGGGGAGUACUGGAUUCUUAUGUUAAGGUCCAGCUCGGGAAUCAGCUCCGGGUUACUAGGCCUUCCCAGGUCAAGACAAUCAACCCAAUUUUCCAUGACGAGCUUAUGUUUGUGGCAUCGGAGCCAUUUGAGGACUUCCUGAUACUGUCAGUUGAUGAGAGGCUGGGACCAGGGAAGGAUGAGAGCCUGGGGAGGAUGAUAAUACCGGUAAGAGAUAUACCUCAGAGACACGAGAUAAGCAAGCUCCCCGAUCCUCGGUGGUUCAAUCUCCACAAGCCCUCUUCGGGAUCAGAGGAGGAGAAGAAGAAGGAGGCGAAGUUCUCGAGCAAGAUUUGCCUCGGGCUCUGCUUGGAGUCGGGUUACCAUGUUCUUGAUGAGUCAACGUACUUUAGCAGCGAUUUUCAGUCCUCAUCGAAGUUCCUCAGGAAGCCGAGCAUUGGCAUUCUCGAGCUUGGGAUUCUGAGUGCAAAGAACUUGCUCCCGAUGAAGGGCAGAGAAGGUAAGACAACAGAUGCCUAUUGCGUGGCUAAGUACGGGAACAAGUGGGUUCGCACCAGAACGCUCCUGGACACAUUGCAUCCUCGAUGGAACGAGCAAUACACAUGGGAAGUCCACGACCCAUGUACAGUGAUCACUAUUGGUGUCUUUGAUAACAACCACAUUAAUGGGAAGGAUGAGAUGCGAGAUCAGAGGAUUGGGAAGGUGAGGAUAAGGCUCUCGACUCUAGAGACAAAUCGGGUCUAUACGCAUUAUUACCCCCUCCUGGUUCUCCAACCAUCAGGGUUGAGGAAGCAAGGGGAGCUCCAUCUGGCGAUAAGGUUCACUUGCACCGCUUGGGUGAACAUGGUAACUCAGUACGGGAAGCCACUCCUACCGAAGAUGCACUAUGCCCAGCCAAUCCCACUCCGUCAUGUAGAUUUGCUUCGGCACCAAGCAAUGCAGAUCGUAGCAGCUCGGCUGGGCAGGGCCGAGCCGCCUCUCCGCCGAGAGGUGGUGGAAUACAUGCUUGAUGUGGAUUACAACAUGUUCAGCCUGAGGAGGAGCAAGGCAAAUUUUUACCGAGUGAUGUCCCUUCUCUCAGGGGUCACCGGGAUCUGCAAGUGGUACAACGAUGUCUGCUACUGGAAGAAUCCGAUAACUACUUGUCUUGUGCAUGUCCUGUUCCUGAUACUCGUAUGCUUUCCAGAGCUUAUCCUGCCCACGGUGUUCCUAUACCUGUCUGUGAUCGGGAUUUGGAAUUACCGGUUUCGGCCAAGAAGCCCGCCCCAUAUGGAUGCGAGGCUUUCCCAGGCAGAGUGGGCCCACCCUGAUGAGCUCGACGAGGAGUUUGACACCUUCCCCACAUCGAGGCCUGCAGACAUCGUACGAAUGAGGUAUGAUCGACUCAGGAGCGUGGCCGGACGGGUCCAGACAGUUGUUGGUGACCUCGCGACACAGGGAGAGAGGGUCCAAGGCUUGCUAGGAUGGCGGGACCCAAGGGCCACAGCAAUUUUCAUCCUCUUCUCGCUGAUCUGGGCUAUUUUCAUCUACGUUACUCCAUUCCAGGUUGUGGCGAUUUUGGUCGGAGUAUACAUGCUCAGGCAUCCUCGGUUCCGGAGUAAGAUGCCUUCGGUCCCAGUGAAUUUCUUCAAGAGAAUGCCAUCAAAGACGGACAUGCUCCUAUAGAGAGUUCUGAAUCAUCUCCAGUUCAGCGUGCCUACUCGGUUCUAGUAAAUAAGGGAUGCUUUGAACAGAGCUGAUAAAAAAAAAAAAAACACCAUGACUCGCACCGGCGAAAGAA